AAUUCAACUAUUGUAAACUAAUCCUUGCAUUAGUUUGAAUUUUAAAUUGUAUACUUAUUGUAAAAGUAUUUAAACCACUUGAUAUAUAAAUAUUUUAAUAGAAUAAACGAAGAUUAUUGAUGUAUGGUUAAAGUAUUAAUUUAAAACAUGUAAUAGGAUUGAUAAGUAUGUCCGACAAAGAAGAACAAGUAGAUGUGAAUGAAGAGUUUACAAACUUAUUAUUUGCUGAAGAAAAUGCUCAACAUAUAGGUUAUACAGAAGGUUAUGAGAUUGGCAAGAAACAAUUAACAGAUGGGUUUCAUCUUGGAUAUCAUAGAGCUAGUUUAUUAGCUGCACAAUUGGGAUAUUACAGUGGUAUCUUGGAACAAUACUUGAACACUAAUAAAUGUAACUCAGAGAAAAGUGUUCAAAUUGCACAGGAACUUUUACAAGAUAUUUAUAAUUUUCCCAAAUUUAAUGACAAGGCUACAGAUAUAUCAAAAACCAUUGAUAAUAUUAAAUUUAAGUAUGCAAAGUUUUGUUCAUUAGCAAAAAUAUGUUCAUUAUAUCCAGAAGGAGAUAAGCUUGAUUUUUAGUAAAAUAAAAAUCGCAUAUUUAAACAAA
Messenger RNA from Osmia lignaria (orchard mason bee), 603 nucleotides. RefSeq lists its product as uncharacterized. NCBI's taxonomy places the organism in Eukaryota, Metazoa, Arthropoda, Insecta, Hymenoptera, Megachilidae. The record is from RefSeq and is a predicted model, not a curated record.